AUGGCGCCGCAGGACUACAGCUCCCAGCGCCCUCCGCGCAGGAAGUCCCGCCCCACGCCGGAAGGCGGCCGGGCGGGGCGGGGAGCGGAGUCGGGCGGCACCGGACGGAGGGAGAGAGCGGCCCGGGGUGCGAGCCCCGCGCGGGGCGGCGAGGCCAUGGCGGAGCCCAGCCCAGAAGACCCACCCCCGAACCUCAAAGCGGAGACGCAGCCCCCCGAGAAGCGGCGGCGAACUAUCGAGGACUUCAACAAAUUCUGCAGCUUUGUCCUGGCCUAUGCUGGCUACAUCCCAUCCACCAAGGAGGAGAGCGACUGGACCCCUUCGGGCUCCAGCUCCCCCCUGCGCCCGGAGAGCGUGGCCGACAGCGACGGCUGGGAGUCGACCCACUCGGACCUGCACACCAUCGAGACCUUCGUCAAGAAGGCCAAGUCCUCCAAGAAGAAGGCUUUCCGCCGCCUCAAGGCGGACAGCUCCCUGCUGGAGAAGAUGAAGCUGAAGGACUCCCUCUUCGACCUGGAUCCGGCCGGCCGGCCGCCGCCGGCGCCGCCCCGGGCCGGCCCGCUGGGGGACAAGCGGAAGGAGAAGCGCUGCCGGCGGGCGGGGGGGGCGGCCCCCGAGGCGGCCCGGCGCGGCCGGGGGGACUCGGCGGGCGAGAAACGCUCGCGCAUCAAAAAGAGCAAGAAGCGGAAGUUGAAAAAGGCCGAGAAGAAGCUCAAGGCCUCCCUGAGCGAGACGGACUCGGAGGAGGAGGCGGCGGGGGCGGGGGGGGCGGCGGCGGUGCUGGGCCGGAGCGGGGAGGAGGAGGAGGCGGCCCCCUCCCCGGAGGAGCUGCUGCCCGAGGGCGGCUUCCCGGAGCCCAAACUGGGGGGCGGGGAGGGCAAGGACUGCGGCAGCACGGAGACCAGCCAGGACGGCGACGGCAGCUCCAGCGAGGGGGAGAUGCGGGUCAUGGACGAGGACAUCAUGGUCGAGUCAGGGGACGACUCGUGGGACCUGAUCACCUGCUACUGCCAGAAGCCCUUCGCCGGGCGGCCCAUGAUCGAGUGCAACCAGUGCGGCACCUGGAUCCACCUCUCCUGCGCCAAGAUCAAAAAGACCAACGUCCCCGACAUCUUCUACUGCCAGAAGUGCAAAGAGGGGGCCCGCAAAGCCGCCGCCGCCUCCGCCGCCGCGCCGGCCCCCCGGGGCGGGGGGGAGCCCUAGGGACCGGGCCCCACACGGCCGCCGAGCUGGACUCUCCUCCCCCAGCCCCCCGGAUCGCCCCGAGCGGAGGGGAGAUUCGCCCCGACAUCUGUGUGUUCACGUUAACCCCCCCCUCCCCCGGCGGACGGGGAUGGGGAAGUGAAACCGAGCGGAUGGGGGGGGGGGAUUGGGGGUGCUCCCCCCUCCGGCCCCCCUUCCCGGCUGUAAAUAUAGAAGGAAAGUGGAGGGGUUUAUUUUGUGUGUUUUUUUUGUUUUUAAAUCUCCCCCCCCCACCCUGGUUUCCUUUUUAAAAUGGAGACUUGACUCCUGCCCCCCCCCCAAUAGGUGGCAGAAGUGGGGUGCAGCGGAGGGGGGGGAGAAUCAACAAAGAAGGGGGGGGUGUUUGGUCAUUUUCCCACCAAGGGACCUGUUUCGGGGCCGGGCUGGUCGCCCUCGGCCGGCCCCCCACCAAAGCAGCGAAAGGGCGGGGGGGCUGUCGCCGGGCGAGGAGCAGCGGGGGGGGUGCUCUGAAUAGACGGGUGCAGUUUGAAGAGUGGGGGGGUGCCCCUAAUUAACAGCUGCAGCGUCUCCUCCCCCCACCCCGAAAAGGGAGACCAGAUCUCAGCCCCCCCCCUGCCCCCUCCAGACGGCUCUUUAAUCUGUGUUUCUUUUGUGGGGGUGGGGGGGUGCAGUUCCAACCCCCCCCUUUGUUUUAAUAAUAUUUUGCAGCUUAAAUGUAAAUAAAUAACGUGGACCCUU
Mauremys mutica (yellowpond turtle) is the source of this 1941-nucleotide messenger RNA. It is a transcript of the gene PHF23, whose product is annotated as PHD finger protein 23. NCBI's taxonomy places the organism in Eukaryota, Metazoa, Chordata, Testudines, Geoemydidae. The record is from RefSeq and is a predicted model, not a curated record. The transcript is spliced from 6 exons. Bases 1 to 1203 code for a protein of 400 amino acids. Gene Ontology annotation, biological process: positive regulation of protein ubiquitination; negative regulation of autophagosome maturation; negative regulation of autophagosome assembly.